Nematolebias whitei (Rio pearlfish) is the source of this 953-nucleotide messenger RNA. Its product is annotated as LARGE xylosyl- and glucuronyltransferase 1. Gene Ontology annotation, biological process: protein O-linked glycosylation via mannose. NCBI's taxonomy places the organism in Eukaryota, Metazoa, Chordata, Actinopteri, Cyprinodontiformes, Rivulidae. The record is from RefSeq and is a predicted model, not a curated record. Gene Ontology annotation, molecular function: glucuronosyltransferase activity; xylosyltransferase activity.
AUGAUUGAUCUAGUGAUGAUGAUGAUUGAUCUAGUGAUGAUGAUUGAUCUAGUGAUGAUGAUGAUUGAUCUAGUGAUGAUGAGGAUUGAUCUAGUGAUGAUGAGGAUGAGGAUUGAUCUAGUGAUGAUGAGGAUGAGGAUUGAUCUAGUGAUGAUGAUGAUGAUUGAUCUAGUGAGGAUGAUGAUUGAUCUAGUGAUGAUGAUGAUUGAUCUAGUGAUGAUGAUUGAUCUAGUGAUGAUGAGGAUGAGGAUUGAUCUAGUGAUGAUGAUGAUGAUGAUUGAUCUAGUGAGGAUGAUGAUUGAUCUAGUGAUGAUGAUGAUUGAUCUAGUGAUGAUGAGGAUGAUUGAUCUAGUGAUGAUGAUGAUUGAUCUAGUGAGGAUGAGGAUGAUGACUCCGGACCAUGAACCAGCCUGGACAGCAGCUGCUCCCCACGUAGACCUCUCCUCCCAGACGUCAGCCCAGAGGAUGCUGGGAAUGUGUCGCGGGCGCAGGAAGUUCCUGGUGGCCUCCCUCGCCUUGCUCUUCAUCCCCGCACUCACCUGGCUUUACCUGUCAGUGGGCAGUUUUCAAGUUAGGCCCCUCCCCCUGUCUCCAUUGGAAGCUCAGUCGUCUGCUCCGCUGAGUGGAGCUGGUGAGCGGCAGGCCUUAGAGCUGAGGGUCCAGGCAGUGGAGGAGGAGAACCGGGCGCUGCGCCAGGAGCUCAGUCGGCCACCCAAAAAUAAGUUUGCACGCUUUCCAGAUGACGCCCGCCGUGGGAACCAGAACCGGACUUACUCAGAGGAAGGCACCGGGGACAACGAAGGUCAGAGGAAGGCUGCAGUGGCAAACAGCUCGGACUGUGUGCAGCAGCCGGUGGUGGACAAGUGCGAGACCAUCAACGUGGCCAUCGUGUGUGCAGGUUACAAUGCAAGUCGAGACGUGGUGACACUGGUCAAAUCUGUCCUCUUUCACAG